GACUUUAUAGUUCUUCAAACAAAAGCAUAUGGGACGUGUGUCACCUUCAACUGCAAGGGAGGCAAGAACGUUCAUGGUUCUCAAGACUUAAAUUCUGAAGGCUACGGGUCCAAGGAGCCUGACUUCUUCAAGAGCAUGAAACCAUCACUCGUGCUCACGACAUACGCACCGAACAAUGUGCUCCUUCUAUCGCCGGCCGAUGGCUUCAGGCUCACGGUUCACCCAAUUGAGUCCGACCCAAAUCCGCUGGGAGAAGGAUUUGACGUGAAUCUGCAAAUGGUUUCCAACGUCGUCAUCGCGAAGAUGGAGUUCGAGCGACUUCAUCCAGAGGAUGGGGGGAAUUGUGCUCUGGAUACUUUCUUGAUGCAGAGGUUCGGCACCGAGGUCUUCAACAUCACACAAAACACAAAAUACUCUAAGAAGGUGACA
This is a messenger RNA of Darwinula stevensoni, 429 nucleotides long. NCBI's taxonomy places the organism in Eukaryota, Metazoa, Arthropoda, Ostracoda, Podocopida, Darwinulidae. The record is from the annotation of a GenBank genome assembly.